AUGAGCGGUAACAAAAGCGUGUUGGGAGACUGCCGCUUUUACGAGCAAAAGUUCCCCAAUCCCGGGGACCUGUUGAUGGUCAAGGUGAACCGCAUCGAGGCCCAGGGCGUAUACGUCUCUCUUCUGGAAUACGAUGAGCGGGAAGGCCUGAUCCUUCUGAGCGAGUUGUCGAAGCGUCGCUACAGGAGUAUCAACAAGCUGGUGAAGGUGGGCAGACAUGAGGUGGUCCUGGUCCUUCGCGUGGACCCCGUCAAGGGCUACAUCGACCUGUCCAAGCGCCGAGUGUCGCCUGAGGACAUCAUGAAAUGCGAGGAGAAAUUUUCCAAGGCCAAGAAGGUGCACCAGACGGUUAGACACAUUGCGCAGAAGCACAACAUAUCGGUUGAGGAGCUGAACCGCGUCUGCAUCUGGCCGUUAUAUCAGCGCUACCCCAGCGCUCUCGACGCGCUUAAAGAAGCCGCUAUGAACAACGGCGCCAUGUUUAAGGGCUUGCCCAUAGCCCCUGAGAUCAUCGACUCUCUUAUCGCGGACAUUGAACUUCGCCUCACUCCACAGGCGUUGAAGUUGAGGUGCAUGAUUGACGUUUGGUGUUUCGGGCCUGACGGUGUCGAGGCCGUCAAGCGUGCGCUGAGCUGCGCUACGGGCACCGAGGAGAUCAAGAUAAACGUCAAGCUCAUCGCACCACCCCAGUACGAGGUCGUGACCAGCUGUCACGACAAGGACAAGGGCAUUGACAUAAUGACCAAGGCGCUGGAAGAGAUUUCCGAGACCAUCCACUCCUUCCCCGGCGGCGAGUUCAAGCAGCGCGGCGAAAUCAUGGUGAUGGGCGACGAGGAUGAACGUCACCUUGAGAGCCUGCUCGAAGGCCAGGAGAGCAGCGACGAGGACGAGGAAGGCUCCGACGAAAGCGAGGAGGAGGACGAGGGUAUGGGUCGCGUGGACGAAUCCAUGCUACCUCCGGACGCUGUCGAAAACGCAGGCGACUCUGAUUCAGACUGA
This is a messenger RNA of Babesia ovata, 999 nucleotides long. RefSeq names its product eukaryotic translation initiation factor 2 alpha. Gene Ontology annotation, molecular function: ribosome binding; translation initiation factor activity; RNA binding. The coding region runs from base 1 to 999 and encodes 332 amino acids. The record is from RefSeq and is a predicted model, not a curated record. Lineage: Eukaryota; Apicomplexa; Aconoidasida; Piroplasmida; Babesiidae. The transcript has 4 exons. Gene Ontology annotation, cellular component: multi-eIF complex; eukaryotic 48S preinitiation complex; eukaryotic translation initiation factor 2 complex.